Cydia fagiglandana is the source of this 369-nucleotide messenger RNA. RefSeq lists its product as uncharacterized. Bases 28 to 354 code for a protein of 108 amino acids. The transcript has a single exon. The record is from RefSeq and is a predicted model, not a curated record. NCBI's taxonomy places the organism in Eukaryota, Metazoa, Arthropoda, Insecta, Lepidoptera, Tortricidae.
CUCCUCAUACUACGCUGACUUUCCACAAUGAAACCAGUUUACCUCCUGUUAUUGGUCGUGACCGUGGUGCUGGCCGCUAAAAGAUACAACCCCAACGGCACUGAAGUCAUCGAUCUGAACAACUCCUUACAACUGUUCGAAGAUUUCAUCAAGAAAUACAACAGGCAUUAUAAAUGUCCAUUCGACAAGUGGAUUCAUUAUCAAGCUUUUUAUAAAAACCUGGUGGAUAUUAAUAGAUGGAAUGCAGAAGUGCCCGCUGGCGGUGGCCGUUUUGAGAUCGGCUCGUUUUCCGACUAUACCGAAGCAGAGCAGGAACAACUACAUGGUUAUAAUCCAGCUAAAACUUUGAGUUAAAAGUUUGAAAGUAUA